AUGGUGGUCCAACUUACUACGGAUUGUGUCGAAGAAAUUCUUAAAUAUUUGUCAAAUGAUGUCAAGGCUUUACAUUCCUGUUUAUUAGUAAAUCGGACAUGGUGUCGUCUUACUGUUCCUAUCUUGUGGUGCAAUCCUUGGAAAUAUAAAUUCGAUAUCGGCGAAGAAAAAUUCAACCAAGCAAUGACUAUGAUUUUGUUAUCAUUCAUCCCCCUUGAAAUAAGAGAGGUAUUGAGACAACAAUACAAGAACGUUGUCAUUGAUUUUCCUCCAGCUCGAACUCCAUUAUUUAAAUAUACUUCAUAUUGCCAGUAUCUCCCACGGUAUGAUAUUAGGCAACUUUGGAAUGAGAUAGAAAAUAGAAAUGGGUUGGCCUAUUCUAUUCCGGAUUAUGUCCGAUACUUUUACAUGAAACAUAUUUAUAUGAUGUUCAUCAACUCAAAUUCGAAUCUUAAACAUCUCGAGCUUCCACAACAUAUGCGUCGAUUAAUAGACUUCUGUGCUUGUAGGGAAGGAUUAAGUCAAUUAUUAGUUUUGGAAUGUAAUGCCAAUUACGAUAGUGGAUCUUUUUAUGAAAUUGCAGAAAUUUGUCGCUCCUUACAGAAGUUGAUUGUUGACUGUGACCAUGACAAUGAUGGUUUGGCAACGCUAAUUCGAAAUCAACAUGGAUUAGAAUAUCUAGAAAUUGCAUCACUAGAAGGUGACGAAUGUACUAAUAUUGGCAAUGCUUUAAAGACACAAGCUGAUACCCUCUCACAUAUUCGAUUAUCAUUCCUUGCAUGCAUAUCGCCAAAAAUUCUGUGGUCCUUUAUAAACCUAAAGACAUUACAAUUUGAUCUGAUUGACCUUGGCGCUUCAUAUGUUAAAGAGAUAUUAGAACAAGCAAAUUUUCCAUAUCUCGAAAUACUUGAUAUAUUUGGUCUUAAAUGUGAACUUCAUAUUAGUCUUCUUACAAGGUUGAUUAAGCAAACCCAACAUACAUUGCAAAGAAUAUAUUGGAAUGAAGUCACGAAACCAAUAGAAGAAGAUUUACGAUCAUAUCUUGAAGCUAUUGCUCGAAAUUGUCCAAAGCUUAAAUUCAUUACUAUUCCUUACAUGAACCAAGUCAAAGAUCUUCUUGGCAAUUUAUUGAUAUCCUGUCAGCAAUUAGAAGGUAUCAAAAUAGUAAUUUGCGAAAAGGUUGAUGCAAAUUGGGUAUUCGAAUGUUUAGGGAAAAAAUCAUCAAAAAAUUUACACCUGAUAAAUUUAUCAGAAGGAUGGUGGUUCUCACAUUCAGAGUUAGAGACAUUUUUUAAAAUGUGGAAAGAAAGAAGACCGAUGAUAUUCAUUUCACCAAAAGAUACAAUGCAAGACAGAAAAAUAACUGGAGUCAUCGAAAAGUAUUUGCAA
Molecule: messenger RNA, 1389 nt
Organism: Racocetra persica
Lineage: Eukaryota; Fungi; Glomeromycota; Glomeromycetes; Diversisporales; Gigasporaceae
Source: the annotation of a GenBank genome assembly